Molecule: messenger RNA, 777 nt
Organism: Antrostomus carolinensis (chuck-will's-widow)
Lineage: Eukaryota; Metazoa; Chordata; Aves; Caprimulgiformes; Caprimulgidae
Source: RefSeq, a predicted model, not a curated record
AUGACUGGCUUGGAAAAUUACUCAGAUGAGAUCCAUCAUUUCUUUUCUCUUAGAGCAAAGGACUUUUCAGAAGAAUUGAAGAAGCAAGUAUGGGCAGACGACGCCAAGUUGGGCAAGAGUGUUGAUCUGCUUGAGGAUAGGAAGGCUCUACAGAAGGAUCUGGACAGGAUGGAUCCAUGGGCUAAGACAAAUUGCAUGAGGUUCAUUGCAUUGCUGGUCCAUUGCUGGUCACCUGCAUGGGACCAGCCCAAAGACUCCAGUAGUCCCCAGGACUCCAUCUCUUCUCAUCAACAGAACUCCACAGUCAAACAUUCCAAUGCCUGGUUCUUGCCCCUAAUCUUUGGCAGACUUAAUCCUGCACGUAGUGUAAUUCCCAACUCAUCUCACCAGGACUCAUCCAUAAAGCAGACUUGUCAAAACUGUCAGAAACGCUGGAUUAGUUACAAAGGUCAAUGCUACUUACUCCAUUCACAUCUCUUAUGUUUAACUCUCUCUACUGUGCAAAAAACCUGCUGGACUGAAAGAGCAGGAGGUCACCUAACCAGUGCAAAUAAGAAUUAAUUCCUUUGUAAACUUGCUCAGGGCAGAAAAACCCAUUUCUGGACAGGGGGAAGUUACCAAAAAUGGUCAUUUUUGAAAUGGAGUGAUGAAUUUCUCACAACCUGCAUUCAAAGGCCUCUGUUAUCCCUUUUCAGAGCUGUUGGGGGACUCAUUAACAUCCUGUUUAUCAUAAAAAUUUUCCUGACUCUGAAUAUUGGACUUAAAAAACUGAGAUGA